CCUGCGCAGGUAUACCGGAGUGUGUGUGGGAAUAGACCUGUACAGUUUUUUGAGCCUGUGCAGGCGACCGGCGCAAGAUCGAAAAUCAAUUCUUUCGAGUGACACCGUACGGUGUACCUGUGCGUGUGUGCGUGUACUCCGGUCGCCUACGCAGAUCGCGUCAGUUAUUUUAUAGUGUUUCUUUCGGACGGUUGUCUCGUCGCUCGCAUCGAAUACCACGUAAUACAGCGAUUGAAAAUGGCGCCACCAAAUUCAACCAAAAAAAUCCUUGAAGAUUUUAUCGAAAUUAAUAGAAGUCAUCCAUGUCUUUGGCAAAUUAAAAACAAAGAUUACCAUAAUCGAGACAAAAAAGAAGCUGCUUAUAAAUUACUCAUAGAAAAAUUGAGAGAAAUUGAGCCAGAUGCGAACAAAGAAGUAGUUGUGAAAAAGAUCAAUAAUUUAAGAAGCAAUGUUAGGAAGGAAAAGAAGAAAUAUGAUCAAUCUUUAAAGUCUGGGGCAUCUGCUGAUGAUGUGUACUGUAUAAAACUGUGGUACUACGAUUUGUUCAAUUUCAUUCAUGAUCAAUGCACUCCAAGGGAAUCUUCAUCCAACUUAGAUAGUGAUGACGAAAAUAGUUGUGAGAGAGACAACACUGAAGAUUCUUCAAAUGCCGAUGAAGAAUAUUCAUCCAACAGAGUAUCUACCGACAACAACGAGGCCCAAUCGACAUCGUCAAAUAAUAAUUCAUCUCGCCCACCAAAACCUUGUAAAACAAAAAGAAAAGAUGAAAGCAUAGCAAGUGAAGUAUUGGAAUCGGUUCGAGAUCACUUUAAGCGCCCUCGCCCAAUUGUAACAGAAGAUAGGUGCGAUGUUAUUGGCAAAAAUGUGGCGAUGAAAUUGAAGGCUUUAGAUGCGAAACAAUUAAUAGUCGCAGAAAAACUUAUUAAUGAUUUACUUUUUGAAGCCGAAAUAGGACACCUCACUCCCGAGCACGCCUAUAUUAACAUGAGAGAUAUUUUGAAACAAAAUCAACGAAGCUAUGUUCCUGCUCAGCAAUAUCGACAACAUGUAUAUCAAUCCUCUCCUACUUCCAAUAGGGCAUAUACCCCUUUAAGUUUUGUUUCUUCCGGAAGUCCUACCCCACCCUGCUCUCCAUUUCCCACCAGUCAAAAUCCAGAGCAUCUUUCUCAAUCAUUUCAAACUAGCCAUCUACUCAACAAUUCCCAAGGCAAUCACUACUCUACAGAAAUGCGAACUCAUACAAUUCUGGGAAAUCAGCCCGGGGAAACAGAGGAGUAA
Messenger RNA from Colias croceus (clouded yellow), 1278 nucleotides. RefSeq lists its product as uncharacterized. The coding region runs from base 238 to 1278 and encodes 346 amino acids. Lineage: Eukaryota; Metazoa; Arthropoda; Insecta; Lepidoptera; Pieridae. The record is from RefSeq and is a predicted model, not a curated record. The transcript has 3 exons.